ACUGGGUCUCACUGUGCAGCACAGAUAGCCCUUGUUUUGUUUUGAGAGAGGUGGUGUUGGAGUUAGAGGUAUGGUUUUGUUUUGUCUGAGACAGGGUCUUAUUGUGUAGUCCAGGUUCACCUUGAACUCACUGUAUAUCCCAGGCUGGCCUUGAAUUUGAGGCAGUCCUCCUGACCUCAGCCUCCCAAGUUGCUGGGAUUACAGAUGUGUAAUACCAUGCCCAACUCAAGGUUAUUUUUGAAUAACUCUUUGCCUUAAAUUUUUUGUAGAGAGAAAAUUUUGUUGAGUAGUCUUGAGAUUCAAGAUAGCUCCCAGGGGACAAGGUCCAGAGAAGUUGACCAGUUAGGAUAAUAUAUGCCAAGUGGAACAUGAAGGUAGGUAGCAAAUUCAAAGGCCUGUUGUAAGGAACUGUAUUGAUAUGUUGGUUGUAAAGGGGAAUAAGGUUAUUGAAGAGAUAGCCAGGAACCUAUGAAGCUGUGGACUCUUAGGGAGCUUGAUCUUCAGUCUAUAUACAACUGAGAGCCUUUGAAGACUGUUAAGCAGAAUAAAUAGUGCAUGAGCAUCAACUUAAAGAUGAAAUGUGGAGUGUUAAGAAUCUGAGAAUGGGUUAGAUAAAAAAAUGUAUUAAUUGAGGCUGACUUUUGAGGUUCUGUACUGAUAAUUACAGCAGAGGGAAGAGUAGAAAUCAAGGUAAAAAGAGGAUUAUUUGAGACUUGGAAGUUGAAAAGAAUUUGAGGAAAGUUUAAAGAUGCGGUAGUGAUGCAGCCAAUUAAAUAUAAUACCAAAAGGAGUGAGUAUUUAGAAAGAGGAUAGAAAACCAAGAUAAGUUUGGUCUUUGUAUGUAAGACAUUAUGUUUAAUGAUAGCAAUAUGUUACAGCCAUUUUAAAAAAAUUUUAGCCACUUUCAUUAGCUAUCAAUAAAAUGACACACUUCAUGACCCUUUCUAAUCUGUGUGUUUAGGUUUUGAAGAUACUUUCUCUCUCCUUGAAUCUUGUUUCCUUGUUUUUGUCAGUUCUUUAGAAAUUUCAUUCUGCUGCCUCUUUGCCCCAGAAGUCUAAAGCAUCUCCCCUAUACAAGUUAUGUGUGAGAUGAAGUAGAGGGGUUGUCAGAAAUAGUAGAGCAUCUUACAGGCUAAGCACACUGCUGAUUUCCUGGAAUCUCAAGCUAAUUUAGGGAGUUCUAAGGGGGGGAAAAAAAAACAUGAGUGAUUUUUUUUCUCCCAGUGCUGGGAAUUGAAUUUGGGGCCUAAUAUAAACUAUAACUCCCAGGUACCCCAGCCCUGCCCCUUUUUCCAUUUUGAGACAAUGUUACAAAGUCACUAAAUUACUGGUCCUUGGGCUGGGGAUUUAGCUAAGUGGCCACUCACUGGCAAGCGUGAGGUCAUGAGUUCAAUCCCAGAUACCUUCUGCCUGAGCCUCCUUGGGUGCUGGGAUUACAGGCUUUCAUCUCCACACCCAGCUGUGAGAUUUUAGGGUAGGAGUAGGGAGGAUCAUUAUUGGUGUUACUGGGAAUUGAACCCAGCGCAGAGCUGUAUCAGUAGUCCUUGAGUGACCACCUGUAAAAUGUUCUUUUUAUUAUUUGAGCAUGAGAACCAAUAAUAGGUCUCAUUUCAAAAAUUAAGAUAAAAGCUGUUGCCAGUUUUUGUCAGUAACAUACAACUUACGAAAAUUUGCAAAAUUUUUUUCUAGAAAAAUCAAACUUCCCACUGCAAAGUAGACGGUGCUGUCUCUUGACAUUAUGCUGAUUUAGACUGUGUGGGGAGCUGGGUCUGAAAGUACAGCUCCUCUACUCUGACCUGUUGCACUCUGACUCCAGACAGAGGUCUGAGCCCCAUUGAGGAAUUUAACUGGGACAGGGAAGAGAUUUGAAAACCUGGUGAUGGGUCAAGUUGUAGCUCAGUGCUAACAUACUUUUCCUAGCACACGUGAAACUGGCUUCAAUUUUCAGCUCCUCAAAAAGGAAAAGGAAAAUUAUGAACAUAUUUGGCAGGUUUAUCCUGGAAAAGAAAAGACCAAAGAGCCAAGAAAGUUCUCUUAAUAAUUGACUAGAAGAUAAAUAUUUACUAAGCACAUACCAUUGCUAGCCAUCAGUGAGGAUGUUGAAACAGACUUAGCUUCUGUAUCAUGCAAAUUCAAGUCUAGCAGGGAAGACUGACAUUAAAACAAUGCAGAUAAAUAAAAGCUCUGUCAAAAAAUGCUCUCAGUAUGGGGCUGGGGAUUUAGAUCAGUGGCAUAAGCACCUGCCUUGCAAGCAGGCAGUUGUGAGUUCAAUCCCCAAUACCGAUUUAAAAAAAAAAAAAUGCUCUCAGUAGAUGGUGACCUAUAGAGAACACAGCAAAAUCUUCCUGGAGAAAAAAUAUUUAGGCUAAAACUUGGAAAAACCAAGAGGUUAUGUAAAGAAAUGGUGAUCCUGUUAUGUGCAAAGGCUUUAUGGAGCACCAGGUUGGUGUUUCAGUGACUGAAAAGACUACCAUAGUUGGGUUGAGAGAAUAAAUGAAAGAAGGAUAAAAGGUUAAAUAGGUAAACAGGACCAGAUGUUUUAGUGCCCUGUUGCUAUGUUCGAGAUUGGGGUUUUGUUUAAAAGGCAGUAAAGAACCGGGGCUAGAGCUCAGUGACAUAAGUGCCUGCCAGUCAAGCACAAGGUUCUGAGUUUGAUUCUUGGUAUUAAAAAAAAAAAAAAAGCAAUCAUGAGAAACCAGGCGUGGUGGUGCAUACCUGGGCUACCAUUAACAAAUUUUCAGACUCUGCUGUAUUUCAGCCCUAGGGGUUGAAAUCGAGUUCUUGUGCAUGCUAGGCAAGUGGUCUACCAAUGAGCUACAUCCUCAGCCACUUUUAAAAUUUCGAGAUACUGUCUUAAGUUGCUCAGGAUGGCCUCAAACUUGUGAUCCUUCUGGUUUAGCCUCCCAAGUAGCUGAUAUCACAAACAUGUACCCUCAUUUAGCCCUAUCUUACAUUUUUUUGAGUCUGUCGUAGCUACUUGGUAAUGCAUCUGUCUAAAUAAGUACACAAAUAUAGCAGCUUGGUGAAUGGACAGUUUUGUCUAUAUAUGCAUUCAUUUAAAAAUAUUAAUGCUGUGUGCCAAGCAUUGUGGAUACAUUAAUAAAAUAAAUAUGAUUGCAUAUUUAUUGAAUUUACAAUACGGAAGAUGUUAAAUAUAUUAAUUAUACAACUAAGUAUUAGGUCAGGUGCUUUGGAAAAGUGAACGUAUAAGGUGCCAUGUAAUCCUUCCCCUCUUUACCAAAUCUAGUGUAAAGAGUCAUAGGAAAUUAUUCAGUUGUCACAGUCCUGUCUUCAGGUUUCUGACUCAUAUUUGACUUUUUCUAAUCAAACCCCAACAUUUUAUCAGAGUAACUUUCUUUUUUUUUUUUUUUUUUUUGUGUCUUUUUCAUUUUUAUCGGUACCGGGGAUCGAACUCACGACCGCCUGCUUGCAAGGCAGGUGCUUAUGCCACUGAGCUAAACUCCCAGCCCCCAGAGUAACUUUCCUUCCUUGCUAGGUUCUGGCUAUGGUCAGCCCACCAGUGGGCUGUGGGUUAAACAUGAAUAGCAGUCACUCCUAAAAACAGUCAUUUGCCUUGUUGAAACACUUUUAUUUAGGUCCCAUUUUCUGAUGUGCCCCUGACUUCUUAGGUAACCCAUUCCUGUCAGAAUGAAACAUUCUUUCUCUACUGGCUUCUCUAUUCCUAUUUUUUCUCUUAAGUUAGCUAGAAAAAAUGAAAGCAUAUCAUGCGUAUAUCUCCAUCUUACUAGAGAAUAAAAAUUUUCUCACCUGACCUUAUUUUUUCCUUCCUGAUUGUGUACUUCUCACUUGAACUCUUGGAUGCUUGCUUUGUUAUUUGAUCUGACCGUUUAUAUACUUGGAUGUGAACUUUUUUUAAUGAUAGCUUUUUGGAAACACUGUAUAUUUUCUGUCUUCACACAGAAUAUACUUUGCUAAGUAGGUAGAUACUACCAGUAACUAAUUAAUAAUAUAUCGUAAGAAUAUGUAACCUUACAGAGUAACAUGCUAUUGUGUACAAAGUGCUUUGGGGUCCUGAGUUCAAUUCCUACUACAAAAAAAAAAAAGUGCUUUGGGAAAAUAUUCGGUUCUAAUGCAAAUCUUGUAAAGAAAGUGGAAGCCACAUCAGCACAUAAACAAAAGGAGACUCAAAUACGUGAAAAAUCUUGCUGUAAAUCCCAAUUUCAAAUAGUGAUAUGAAGGCAAUGCUACUAAUGAUCCGAAUGAACUGUUGUAGGAAAAACUGAAUCAACAGUAGCCAGGAACUCAGGAGAAAAAAAGGAAAUUUUAUUGAUGCUAGCAGACCCUGUAGGAUAAUCUCUAAAGUCUGAGGUGGUGAUUACAGAAAGCUUGUCUUAUAGGAUGGUGAACAGAAGUUAACAAUAAUAAGCUUUUGCUAGAGGCCAGAACACAAUGGAUAUAUUGUGAUGAACCUAGUGAUGAGUGUAGUUGUAUAUGUAGCAAGUUGUUUUCAUUUUCAUGGCAAAUCAUAGUUUAGCUGAGUUUAGUGGCAGAGAACAGAACGACUGCAGCUUUAACAAAGUGGCUGCAAUUAGGUCAGCAUUUCUGCUUCAGAACCACUGUCCACAUUUGCCUACUGUUUAAGAAAAUACUUUGUAAAUCCUGUCUCCUCUCACUUGGGAGGCUGAGACAGGAGGAUUGCUAUGAGUUCAAGGCCAGCCUGAAAUGCAUAGUGAAAAACUGAAUAAAUAGGCAAAUAUCCUAUCUCCUCACUUUCCAUUUUAUGGAAUUGUUGGGAAAGUUCAGCAUUUGCACUGUCCAGGAAGGUAGCCAUUAGCCACAUGUGCCUAUUUUUUUUCCACUUUUGACACUUUUUUUUUUAACAGUUUGUUUUGAGCAUAUGACUAAUUAAAAUAUAAAAUUUGGUCCUUCUGCAACACUACUCACAUUUCAAGUGGCUGCCAGGCACCAUAUUGGCAGAUAAGACAGAUAAAGAGCAGUCCCCUUAUUGCUGAAAGUUCUAUUGGACAGUGCUGUGCUAGAGGGAGGAGAGCCAAAAAUCAGAGGAAGUAACAUGAAUGAAGUGAAAAGACAAAACAGUGGCUGGUUUGAGUGAGAAGAGUAACUGGGUGUGCGGGAAGCAAGCUGACAUUUGUGGAGAAGUGACAUCACAAAGCACUGCUCACAAUGGCUCCAGAACACUCGGGCUUCAACACCGCUCUUCCUUACUCCGCCUUCAGAGUCCUGAAACCUCAGCAUAUGUAGUUCCUGGAGCUGCAGUUGUCUUAACGAUGUCAUCUUCACCUUCAUAUUCUACCUGGGACAACCUCUUAGACUCUCUGUCUCUCAACAUGAUAUGGAAUUGGAUACAAACAACUUUUCUGGGGGAGACAGCUAUGCCUCAGCAAACCAACUUGGGGCUGAUUGAAAAUCUUGCUCCAGUUAUCCAAACCAUCCUACGAAUUUCCUUUUUUAUUUUGUUGGCAAUAGGAUUAUUUGCCUUAUGGAAACGAAGCAUUCGAUCACUUCAGAAAAUGUUGAUGUUUAUAAUCACACUCUACCAGCUUUACAAGAAGGGCUCAGAUUUUUUUCAGGCUUUGCUAGCCAACCCAGAAGAUGGACACAAGAGUCAAGGGAGUGGUAACAUCUUCCUUUCCUUGGGCCUACAAGAGAAAAUUCUGAAAAAACUUCAAACAGUAGAAAGCAAAGUGAAGGACCUGGAGGGGAUGAUCAUUGCCCAAAAGCCUGCCAUGAAGAGGGAGUGCUCCUCUGAUCACUAUUGCAGCUGCUCUGACUGCCAGAGUCCCCUGCUCACAUCAGGAUUUACUUCCCCACUUGAAAUGUGAUGGUCUCCAAUCUUUGCCAGAGAAACACGGUUUCCCUCAUGUGUGUGGUGGUGAAUAACAGAGAACUAUAUUGAAAUUACCCUGCAAGGGCUGGCUGUCUAUUCAGUGAGUCACAGGUUUUAUAUGAGUGUGCAGUUGGGACAUGUGAUGCACAGCAGUAGAUAUUUUGGCUGGGGUUGAGGGUGUGGCUCAGCGGUACAGCAUUUGCUUAGCAUGCAUACAGCCUUUGAUUCAAUCUCCAGUACUACCAAAAAUUUUUAAAAAGUCCCUGGGAUUGUGGUGCUCACUCAGCAGGCUGGAGAGCAUAAAGAGCCACGUAGGAAAAGAUGUAUGAGAUGAAAGAAGGUGGGAAAAGCUGGGAAGGUGAUUAAGACUGUUGUCUUGAGGAUACUGAAGAGGUAUAGGGGAGGAUAUGGAAAGAUGAAAGCACUGUUUGAGGGCCAUACUGUAGAGCAGCGAUGCAAAUCUUUCAUCCUGCGCAGAUCUCAAAUUUCCCAGGAGGAAGAUGGUGGAGGAUGAAGAAAUAGUGACAAGAAUCAGAAAUGCAGAAAGCUGAGGUCAGGUGGAGAAUCCUCUCCUGGUGAGAGAGAAGAACCGCCCACUAAAUGCAGCAUGUUUGUUUAUAUACUCAUGAGUUUGAUGUCAUUUGUAGCCCCUCUGUCUAACAAUCAGAUACUUGGCACCUCACAUUCUUGGAGAUGGAACAACUAGCUCAUGUGGCUUGCCUCAAGCACUUCAUGUUCUUGGGGCUGAUUUUUCUUUAGCCCUUAUGUGUGGUCAGUUUCCAGCUGCAGUGGCUCCUGACACUUGUAGAGCUUUCCAUGAUGACAAACAGCCCACUGUGACAUAGGUGCCCUAGGUUCACCACGGCUGCUAUGGACUGGCCUGCAAUAGUAGGCUGACCUGUGCCAUGGUCCUUGGCAGAAGAAAAAUAUGUAGCCCAGGAGCUUCCAUGUAUUAAUUACUCAGAGUUGACCAAGGAUGACAUUAGACAUAAAGGAGACUAAUUUUAUCUAACAUUUGCUGAUAUCUACCCUAUGAUAAGCACUGUGAUAAUCUCUUCAGAAGCACUCAGCUUUGGAUCAUUUUAUUUAUUAUUUAUUUCUUUAUCUUUUGUCACUAUGCAGUUCAGGCUGGCCUUGGGCUCACUUUGUAGCCCAGGCUGGUCUUGAACUUGCAAUGAUCCACUUGCCUUAACCUCCCAAGUGCAGGGAUUACGGGAGUGCACCACCACACCCUGCCUGUAUGGAUCAUUUUAUUUUAAACUAAGGUAAAUUCUCUUCAUAUGACUUUUGCCUUGGCAGGGAGGAAAAUGGAGAGGUGUUCCAUUCAGUGAAUGCAUACUCUGGAGAGACAUACCACUGGAGAAACAGUAAUUGUUGCCAUGUUGAAGAAAAACUGACUAUGCUAGUCAACAAAAGACAAUGUAGUGUGGCAGUCUCCUAGGUGUUUUCAUCCUAAGGGAUUUCCAAGGGUAAAUUUCACCAUUAGUAAUUCUUGUCCAUGCACUGGCCUUAAAAUGCAAUCUCUGUGCAAGAUGUUCUUUCACAGUGUACAAGUGCAAAAACAGAUUGAAUACAAGAUAGAUCCAGGAAAGGCUUUACGGAGAAAAUGAUAUUUAGCUCUUUACAACACACUGAAAUAGAAGGUAAUAUUCCUGAGAAUCAUCAUGGAGAGAGAGACAGAGAGACAGAGACAGAGACAGAGACAGAAACACAGAAACAUACACAGACAGGCAGACAGACAGGCUUGCUUAGGGAAUAAGGAGAAUUCCAGGGCGAUUGAUUCUUUGUGAUAGUUUCUGUAUGAUUGGGGUUUUAUUCAUAGAGUUUUUGUACACCACUGUCUUCAAGAGUUUUACCUAUUCUAUCUUCUAGCAGAUUUGAUGUUUCUGUUUUAAUAUUUAGAUCUUUGAUCCAUUUCGACUUUAAUGCAUGGUGAAAGAUAUGGGUCCAAUUUUAAUCUUUGGCAUGUGCAAAGCCAAUUUUUCCAGCACCACUUAUUAAUGAGGCUAUUUUUCUUUCAAGGAAUGUAUUUGGUACCUUUGUAAAAGAUAAGGUAGCUAAAUAUGUUUGAAGUUGUUUCUGGAUCAUCUAAUCUGUUCCAUUCGUCUUCAGGUUUUUGUUUUUUGUUUUUUUUUUUUUUCUUUUCUAGUACCCUGCUACUUUUUGUCACAGUAGCUUUAUAGUAUAAUUUCAAGUCAGGAAUUGUGAUGCCCCCUGCCUUGCCUUUGUUUCUGAGAAUUGCCUUUGUUAUUCUAGAUCCCUUCUGGUUCCAAAUGAAUUUUAAGAUUGUUUUCUCCAGCUGUUGGAAUUUUUUUUAAAGACAGGCUCUCACUAUACAGUUCAGGCUGAUCUUGAACUUACUUUGUAGCCCAGGCUGGCCUUGAACUCACAGUGAUUCUCCUGCCUUAUUCUCCCAAGAGCUGGUGUUACAGGUGUAUUCCACCACACCCAGUUUUGCUGUUAAAAUUUCAAUUGGAAUUGCAUUAAAUCUAUAUAGCAGUCUUGGAAGUAUGACCAUUUUCACUAUGUUGGUUCUACCUACACAAAAGCAAGGGAUAUCUUUCCAUUUUCUGAUGUCAUCUAAUUUCCUUUUUUCAGAAUACUAUAGUUUUCAUUGUAAAGGUUUUUUACUUCAUUAGAUUGAGUCCUAAGUAUUUCAUUUUUCUGGAUGCUACUUUGAAAAGUAUUUCCUUAAUUUCUCAAUGAGUUUGUUAUUCAUGUACAGAAAGGCUUUUGAGUGUUGAUUUUGUAUCCAGCUAAGCUACUGAAUUUGCAUAUUAAAUCUAGAAAUCUUUGAAUGCAGUUUUUGGGGUCUUCUAUGUGAAGCAUCAGGUCAUCUGUAAAUAAUGAUAAUUUAAUUUUUUUUUUUUUUGUCUUUUUCGUUUUUAUCGGUACCAGGGAUCGAACUCACGACUGCCUGCUUGCAAGGCAGGCGCUUAUGCUGCUGAGCUAAAUCCUCAGCCCCUGAUAAUUUAAUUUCAUCCUUUCCUAUUGUUAUUUCUUUUUUUCCCUCUUGUCUAACUGCUCUGGCUAAAGUUUCCAGAACCUAUGUUGAAUAACAGUGAAGUCAGGGCCAGGAAUAUAGUUCAAUAGCACAGUGCCUGCCUGGCAAGCAAAAGGUUAUGAGUUUGAUCCCUGAUACAAAGAAGAAGGAGGAAGAAGAGGAAAAGGAAGAAGAGCAAGAGAAAGAGAAGAUGACAGUGGACAUCCUUGUCAUGUUCCUGAUUUUAGAGUGAAAGUUUUCAGUUUUUUGUCCAUUAAGUAUGAUACUUUGUCAUACUAAAUGAUUUGUCACAGAUGGCUUUUAUCAGAUUGAGAUAAAGACCAUUUAUUCCAAUUUUCUGUAGGAUUUUAUCAUGAAUGGGUGCUGGACUUUGUCAAAAGUUUUUUCUGCAUUUAUUGAGCUGAUCAUAUGGCUUUUGUCCUUUGCUCUGUUAAUAUGGUGCAUUACAUUUAUUGAGUUAUGUACACUGAACCAUUUCUGCAUUACUGGGAUGAAUCCAACUUCAUCAUGAUGUAUAAUCUUUUUGAUGAUUUGCUUAAUUCUGUUUGCCAGUUAUCUUACUGAGAAUUUUUCCACCUAUGCUCAUUAGGGAAAUUUGUCUGUAGGUCUCUUACCUAGUUGAGUCCUUCUCAGGGUUUAAUAAUGGUGGUAAUGCUUGCUUCCAGGAACAAAUUUGGGAGUACUGCUUCCCUUUUAAUUUUAUUAAACAGUUUGAGAAGUAGUGGUGUUAGCUCUUCUCUAAAUUUAUUGUGGAGUUCAACAGUGAAUCCAUCAAAGCCUGAGCUUUUUUGUUGGUAUGUUUUAAAUUAUAUCUUUGAUUUCAGUGAUUGAUAUUGGUUUAUUUGGAAUUUGUAUAUCUUUUUUUUUUUUUUUUUUGUCUUUUUUCCUUUCCUUUUUAUCGGUACCAGGGAUCGAACUCACAACUGCCUGCUUGCAAGGCAGGCGCUUAUGCCGCUGAGCUAAAUCCCUAGCCCCUUUUAUAUCUUCUUGAUUCAGCUUUGGUAAUUCAUAUGUAUCCAGGAAUCUGUCCUUUUCGUCUGCACUUUCCAUCUUGUUAGAAUACAAGUUCUCAAAGUCAGUAUAGAUAAUCUUCUGAAUUUCUACUGGGUUCAUUGUGAUUUCACCCUUUUCAUUCAUUGGAUUCCUUGUUUUUGAUAAGGUUGGAUAAGCAUUUGUUGAUUUUAUGUAAUGUUUUAAAGAACCAACUCUUCAAUUCAUUGAUUCUCUGUAUUGUUUUCUUAGUGUCCCGUGUGUUAAUUUCUGCUCUGAUCUUUACAAUUUUCUCCUGCAAACAAGCUUUGGGCUUGGCCUGCUCUUCUUUUUCUAGAAGCUUGAAGUUCAACUUUAAGUUAGUUGUUUGAGCUUGCUUUGUUUUCCUCAUAUAGGUACUCACCACUAUACAUUUCCCUCAUAGGACUGCUUUUAUUGUGUCCUGUAAGUUUUGGUAUGUUGUACUGUCAUUAUUGUUUAAUUAUAGAAACUGUCUAAUUUCUUCUUUAAUUUCAUCUAUGGCCAAUUGGUCGUUCAAGAGAUAUUAUUUAAUUUUCAUGUGUUUAUGAAGUUUUUGUGGGGUUUUUUUGGCCAUUGAUUUCCAAUUUCAUUGCACUAUGGUAUGAUAAUAUGUACGAGAUAAUUUUACUUUGGGUUUACGUAAACAUAUUCUAUGAACUGUUAUGUGACCUAUUUUGGAGAACAUCAUAUGUGCAGCUGAGAAGAAUGCAUUUUCUGAUAUUGAGGGUUGGAAUACUCUGUAGAUAUCUACUUAGUCCAUUUUUUCAAGUUUGGUUCAGUUCUAAUAUUUCAUUGUUGAUUUUUUUGUCUAGUUGAUCUAUUUGUGGCAGGUAUUGAGAUCCCUGAAUACAAUUAUUUUAGUGCUUAUUUGAUUUUUUAUGUUGUUAAUAUGUAGUUUUACAUUGUGGGGUGCACUGGUUAUCUAUAUUUCACUUUGUCUGCAAAUAGAGAGUUACCCUUGCUGUUUUCUGGUUUUUCUUUUUCAUGGAAUAUUAUUUUCCAUCUUUUGACUUUCAGUCUGUGAAUUUUUUAAAUUAAAUGUUUCUUGUAUGCAGCAAGAUCUAUCUUCUUGAUCCCUUCUGCCAAUCUGUUUCUUUUGGUUGAUGAAUUGAGAACAUUAACAUUGACGGUCAUAACUGAUAUGUAUUGACUUAUUCUCAUCAUGUUAUUUUCCUGUUGUUGGCUCUGUCCUUUUCCCCUGCUUCUGUUUAACUGUUUACCUCCUCUGGUGGAUUCCUUCUGUGGGGGUUCAUGGAAUCAUAGUUCUUGUUAUCUCUUUUUUUAGAAUGUCUUUCAGAAUAUUUUGUAGUGCUGGUUUGGUGUUCAUGAAUUUCCUCAAGUGUUCUUUGUCAUGGAAGUUUCUUAUUUCUCCAUCAAUUUGAAAGAGUUUUAGGGGCUGGGGAUUUAGCUCAGCGGCAUAAGUGCCUGUCUUGCAGGCAGGCAGUCGUGAGUUCAAUCCCUGGUACCGAUAAAAAGGAAAAAGCCAAAAAAAAAAAAAAAAAAAAGUUUUGUGGGGGUACAUAAACCUGGGUUGGAGGUUGUUUUCCUUUAGCUAUCCUUAUCUUGAGGGUUUGUGUUGAGAAGUCAACUGUGAUUCUGAUGGGCUUUCCUUUAUAGGUUGUUUCUUUUCCAUAACAGCUUUUAAGACUGUAUUCUUGUGUUGAAUUUCUAGAAUCUUGACUGUGAUAUGGCUGGCAAUAGAUUUUUUUGAUCAUUGAUAAUUGGAGUUCUAUGUGCCUCACUUAUCUUAUGUCAAAUUCUCUUUCCCUACCAGGGAAGUUUUCUGCCAUGAAGUCUUUGAACAGUUUUUUAAUAUUAUUUGUGCUAUUUCGUGCUUUUUCAUCAACACCCAUCAACUUAUGUUAUUCUUCUUUGCAUCAUAUAGUGGCUACUGAAUUGGUUUCUUAUGGUCUAUUGCUAUUUUUAAAGAAAUCUUUCUGUUUAUCAUUGUUAACCACAAGCCUGUCUUCUCUAUCUGAGAUUCUGUCAUCCUACUGGCUCAUUCUGCUCUGGACAUUUUCAGUGAUAUUUUUAUUCUCCUGGAUAGCUGCUUGAAUCUGUUUUAUGGAUUCCAUUUUUUUCCUAUGGUGGGCAUUCAUGGCUUCCAUCUUUUUCUUAAAUUCCUCUAUUUUUAAAAAAUUUGUAGGGGCUGGGGAUUUAGCUCAGCGGCAUAAGCACCUGCCUUGCAAGCAGGCAAUUGUGAGUUCGAUCCUCAGUACCGAUAAAAAGGAAAAAGACAAAAAAAAAUUUGUAUCUGCUCUAGAGUCACUAAGCAUGGUUUUCAUUAUUGAGCAGUUAUUUCUAAUUUGAUUUUUUUCUAGAUCCUCAUUCCUUUGUUUUGUUUUUACCACUUCUGCCGGAUGGGUGGCUUUUGGAUUAUCUCACCUCAGUGCCCCCUGGGUUUGCCUUUGGUGAACUGGGUGUCCAGGAUUACGUCUUGUUUAAGCAUCUUUUCAUUUUUUUCUUUUUAGUUUAAUUCCUGGGUUGAUGCUUGUAAGUUGCCUAUGGUGAGUUGCUUUACUGUUAGUAUUUAGAACCCAUAGGAAAUGAUUACUUCUCAGAGGUAUCUUUUUUUUAUGAUUUUUUUUUUGUCUUUUUCGUUUAUAUCAGUACCAGGGAUCGAACUCACGACUGCCUGCUUGCAAGGCAGGUGCUUAUGCCGCUGAGCUAAAUCCCCAGCCCCUUCUCAGAGGUAUCUUACAGGUGAAGUUGGUUUUGGGGUUUUGAGUCUGUUGUGAGAUUCUACCUCUUCACUUUGUUAGGGAUGAGAAGUUGCUGCCCACUUGGUGGAGCCCCUGGUUUUUGGGCACUGAUCCACAUAAUUUUCUAUUUGGCAGUCUUGCUCCUUGUAUACCAGGAGGAAAAGCUGAUUAGAACAAUUACGUUAUUUUGGCCCCAGCUAGUGCAGUCUUUCAUAUCCACUGUUCCCUUCUACUAUUGUGCCUCUCCUUAGAGGUCUCUGGUGUUUCCUAUGGUCAUCCUGUGGCUGCAGGGUUGAACUGCUUCUGCCACAUGAUGACCCUAACUCAGGGAGAAGGCUCCACUAGCUACUCCCUCCUUUGUUGAAGUUUCUCUUGUUGCUCUCCCUGUGGACUUCAAUUCUUGCUUCAGAUCCUUCUAGAGUCCAGGGAACCCACUUUCCUCUUUCUUGUUUUCCUCUUGUUAUGUUCCAGUGUCUGGAUGGCAUCUAUCAGAGAGGUUUCUUUCUCUGCUGCUUGCCACUCUGCCAUCUUCCUGAAAGUACAAAGUAGAAAAUUUUAAUUUUUUUUUAACUUUUUAUCGGUACCAGGGGUUGAACUCAUGACCGCCUGAUUGCAAGGCAGGUGUUUAUGCCGCUGAGCUAAAUCCCCAGCCCCCAAAGUAGAAAAUUUUAAAAAAGGGUUGUAGCUUGGUGCAGAGUCCCUGGAUUUAAUCCCAGUACUACACACACACACACACACACACACACACACACGAACACCAGUUAGUGUGCUGUCAUUGCAGUCAUCUCUUAUUUCCCCAGAGGUACAUGGGUGGAAAGUGUUAGAAGGUCCUUGAAGAGUAAUGCACAUGGAGUAAUAAAGAAUUAGUUGUUUGGUCUUCUGUGGUGCCAGACAGAAAAGAUAGAGAGUGAGAGAGCAGAAGAAAAAAGCCUGUAUUGAGGGAAUGAGAAGGCUACCCAAGAGAGGCAGGCAUUCUCUGGAAGCUUCAGGAAAGAACUAAUGACUUUAUAUUUGGAAUUUGACAGGGGUGGAGUUAAAGGGUGGAAUGAUGUUUUGACAGCUGAUUGAAGAUGCAUUUGCACAUGAGCAAAAACAGGAGGUUUGACAUUUGGGUUCGGGAAAAGAAGGCAGGGAGGUGCUGUCUAGUGCCAAAGGGAAGCACUUUCUAGGAAAAACCUGUCAUUCCCAUCUUUUGGUGGUUAAAGGGAAAUCUGUCUUUCUGGCUACUUACUGCUGAACAGGGGUUAGAGGGUUGAUGAGAUGACAGGUAGGUUUCACACAAACUCACAUGAUGGAGAUGUCACUGAGGACAAGGAGUUCUUUGGUAGUGAAUGAAUGAAUCCUGGAUUGAAUGAAACUUGAAACAAGUUGAAAGACCCAAGGAAGUAGUAGCAAAAAAAAAAAAGAUAAUGGUGAUGAGGGGACCUAUGAUGAGAAGUAGGAUAGGGGCCCAUGAAUCUAAUGUGGGCCACCAAGAAGACCACAGAGUGGAACUGGAGGCUAUGUAUCUCUUUCCAAGUUCCACUGCAAGUUCUCUGAGCCUCUUUACCUGUCCUUUUACAAUACUUGAUUGAUUUACAAAAUAGCAUCAUUUUCCCCCCAGUAUUGCAUAGUAUCCCUCUUUUCAGCUGUGAGUACUUUGAGCACAUCUCCCUGCUGGAGGAUGACUGAAGGCAAUAAAUCAAUCUGGUCCUGAAGUGAGUCAACAGAUUUAGAGACUGCAUUGAUGGAGGCUCUUAAAUCAUAUAACUGAGUAUAAAAGUUGGCAUUCACUCCCAAGUCGUCCUGCCCCCAAUCCUAUGGCUGAAAAGAUACCUAUUCCUGUCAAGAUAGAUGCUAUUGCAUCUCUGUAUGUAAGUGUAUGAAGUAUGAGAGAGAGGUUUGUUGUCUCUGCAUGAUUUGUGUUUUUGUAUGGAGUACUCCUCAUGCAGCCACUACUGCUACUGUACAAGAGCCCUACCAGACAGACAAGAGGCAGGUAUAUGCUCUGUGCUCACACACAAAGAAUUGUCUGUGGAGUGGGCAUAUUGGUGAUGGCUUAUGAAACACAUUUAAAAAAAACUAUAAUAAAAUUUUAAAGUACAUCACUUGGGGGUAACAAUGGUACAUACAUUGUGUAUUGUCAUCCCAAAAUCAUUUACCCAGAGCACAAGAUAUUUGCCUUCAAUUGUCCGAACAAUACCAGUACAAAUCUUUCUCUUCAGCUAACUCAGAGAAAUCAGUAGUCUAUCUUAACUGUUUUUAUAUACAUAUACAUAUGUUUUUCUUUUAGCUUGUCAGACUAAUGAAACAAUAUGAUAUUUACACAUGUCUUAUUUAUUUCACUAAUGAGUAUGUUCUCAAGGUGCAUCCAUUUACCUAUAAAAGUGUCCAGUUUAUUAUUUUUUUAAAAAAAUUUUAUUUAAAGAGAAAAAAAAAAGCGAAACAGAAGACAGGGUAGCAACAAUACAGAAUUCCAAAACAAAAACACUAAGAAAUCACUAGUUAGUAAAUUACAUACUGUCAUCCUAUUCUAGAAAUAGUUGUUCAAGUUACAAAAUUAAAGCAAAGUAGUCAUUCAAACAAUGAGACUGCCAACAGUUCUGCUCAAGUAUCCAACAAAAACUCAGUAAUAUGGUCAUCUAUCCAGUUCAUUAUUAUUUAUGCCCAAGUAGUACUCCAUUGUAUAAAAAUACCACAUUUUUUUUGUAUCCCUCAGUCACUGGGCAUUUAGGUUGUUUCUGAGAUCUGGCUAUUAUAAACCAUGCUGCUAUAAACAUGGGUGCACAUAUAUCACUGUGGUAUGAUGUUUUUAAUUCUUUUGGGAAGAUGCCCAGAAGGGAAAUAGUUGGGUCAAAUGGGACCUCCAAUCCUAGUUUUUUGAAGCAUCUCCACACUGAUUUCCACAGUGGUUGCACCAAUCUACCCUUCCCAACAGUGGAGAAUGGUUCCUUCCCACCCACCCCCACAACCCCUGCAGCAUUUAUUAUUGGUUGAUUUCUUGAUACUAGCCAUUUUUCCAUCAUGAGAUGGAAUCUCAGUAUUGUUUUAAUGUGCAUAUUUUGAAUGACCAAUCAUGUUCAACAUUUUUUUUUCAUGUUCAACAUUUUUUCAUGUAUUUAUUUUCUAUUUGUAUUUCUUCAUCUGAGAAGUAUGUACUCAUCUCAAAUGUCCACUUUUGGAUUGAGUCUUUAAAUCUGGGAGGAAUCAUUUUUUUUAGUUCUUUGUAUGUUCUUGACAGUAAUCUUUUGAGGAACAGGUGGCAAACAUUUUCUCCCAUGUUGUGAGCUGUCUCUUCACUCUGUUGGAGGCUUGCUGUGCAGAAGGUUUUCAGUAGGGUGAGAUCCCAUUUGUUGAUUCUUAGUGAUAGUUCCUGUGCAAUCUGGGUUUUGCCCAUAAAGUCUUUGCCGACACAACUGUCUUCAAGAGUUCUACCUACUCUAUCUUCCAAUAGAUUUAAUGUUUCUGUUUUAAUAUUAAGAUCUUUGACCCAUUCUGAUUUUAGCUUAUUACAUGGUGAAAGAUAUGAGUCCAGUUUUAAUCUUUGGCAUGUGGAGAGCCAGUUCUUUCGCACCGUUUAUUAAAGAGACUAUCUUUUUUUUUUUUUUUCUUUUUUUUUGGUACCGGGGAUUGAACUCAUGAUCUCAGGCCUACCUGCACUUACACCACUGAGCUAAAUCUCUGGCCCCGAGGCUGUCUUUCUUACAGUGAAUAUGUUUGCCACCUUUGUCAAAAAUAAAAUGGCUUAGUGUGUCUGGAGUUGUUUUUGCAUCUUCUAAUCUAGUCCAUUGAUCUUCGGGUCUUUUGUGUGUGUGUGUGUGUGUGUGUGUGUGUGUGUGUGUGUGUGUGUGUGUGUUUUGCCAGUACCAUACUGGUUUUUUUUUUAAUCACAGUACUUUAUAGUAUAAUUUCAAGUCAGGGAUUAUGAAGCCCCCUGUCUUAUCUUUGUUGCCCAGAAUUGCCUUUGUUAUUCAAGGUUUCUUAUGGUUCCAGAUGAAUUUUAGGGUUGUUUUUUCUAAUUCUGUAAGAUAUGCUAUUGGAAUUUUGAUUGAGAUUGCAUUGAAUCUAUAUAACAAUUUUGGAAGUAUGGCCAUUUUCAAUAUUGGUUUUUUUUUUUUUUUUUUUUUUUGUGGUACCGGGGAUCGAACUCAUGACCUUGUGCCUGCCGGGCAGGCACUUAUGCCACUGAGCUAAAUCCCCAGCCCCUCAAUAUUGGUUCUUCUAACCCAAGGGCACAGGAUGUCUCUCCAUUUUCUAAUAUCAUCUUCAAUCUCCUUUUUCAGAGUACUGUAGUCAUCAAUAGAGGUCUUUUAUAUCCUUUGUUAGAAUGAUUCCUAGGUAUUUCAUUUUUUUGGAUGCUAUUGUAAAGAGUAUUGUUUCCCUGAUUUCUCUCUCAGUGAGUUUUUUAUUUGUGUACAGAAAGGCUAUUGAUUUUUGCAUGUUGACUUGGUAAUCAGCUACAUUGCUGAAUUUGCUUAUUAAAUCUAUAAGUCUUUUGGUGGAGUUUUUGGAGUUUUCUAAGUUUAUGUCAUCUGCAAGUAACAAUAUUUUGACUUCUUCCUUUUCUAUCUUUAUUCCUUUUGUUUCUUUCUCUUGUCUAAUUGCUCCAGCUAAAAUUUCCAGGACUGUGUUGAAUAAGAGUGGAAACAGUGGACAUCCUUGUCUUUUUCCUAAAUUUAGAGUGAAAUCUUCCAGUUUUUAUUCAUUUACUAUGACAUUGACUGUUGGUUUGUCAUAGAUGGCUUUUAUCAGAUUGAGAUAAAGAUCAUUUAUUCCAAUUUUCUGUAGGGCUUUUAUCAUGAAUGGGUGCUGGACUUUGUCAAAAGCUUUUUUCUAUAUUUAUUGAGAUUAUUAUAUGAUUUUUGUCCUUGGCUCUGUUAAUAUGAUGCAUUACAUUUAUGGAUUUCUGUAUGUUGAACCAUCCCUGGGAAGAAUCCCACUUGAUCCUGGUAUACAAUAUUUUUGAUGAUUUGCUGCAGUGUGUUUGCCAAUAUCUUAUUGAGGAUAUUUGCAUCAAAGUUCAUUAGGGAGAUUGAUCUGUAAUUCUCUUAGUUGGGUUCUUCUCUGGUUUUGGAUUCAGAGUAAUGCUUGCUUCCAGGAAUGAAUUUGGGAGUAUUACUUCCCUUUCAAUUUCAUUAAAGGGUUUGAGACACAGCAAUGUUAAGUCUUCACUAAAUUUCUUUGAGAAUUUGGCAAUGAAUCAAUCAGGACUUGGGCUUUUCUUUCUUGACAGGUUCUUAAUUACCUCUUCAACUUCAUUUAUUGAUACUGGGUUAUUUAGGAUUUUUAUAUCUUCUUGAUUCAGCUUUCUUAAUUCAUAUGUAUCUAGGAAUCUGUCUAUUUCUUCUGUAUUUUCCAUCUUGUUAGAAUAUAAGCUUUCCAAAAAAAAGAAUAUAAGUUUUCAAAGUAGAUAUAGGUUAUUUUCUGGGUUUCUGCAGGGUCUAUUGUGAUUCACCCUUUUCAUUCCUAAUUUCUUGGAGUUGAAUCUUCCCUUUUUAAAAUAAAAUUGCCUAAGGGUUUAUCAAUUUUAUUUAAUGUUUCAAAGAACCAACUCUUCAAUUCAUUGAUUAUUUGUAUUUUUUUUUUUACUCUCCAGUGUGUUAGUUUCUGCUUUGAUCUUUAUAAUUUCCUCCCUUACAUGAGCUUUUGGGUUAGCCUGCUCUUCUUUUUCUAGAAGUUUGAAAUUCAACAUUAAGUUGUUGAUAUGCACUUGCUCUGUUUCACAGCUAUAAAUUUCCCUCUUAAGAUUGCUUUCACUGUGUCCCUCAAGUUCCAGUAUGUUGCAUGGUCAUUAUUCUGUUAAAACUAUUUGAUUUCUUCUUUAAUUUCAUCUGUGACUCUGUGGUUGUUCAAUAGGGUGCUAUUUAAUUUCCAUGUGUUACAAAGUUCUUGUGGUUUCCUUUGGCAUGGAUUUCCAGUUUCAUUGCCCUGUCGUCUGAUAGUAUGCAAGAGAUAAUUUUCUUUUUCUUUUUCUUUCUUUUUUUUUUUUUUUUUUUUUUUUUUUUGUCUUUUUUUGAGAUGGGUUCUCGCUAUGCAGUUCAGGCUGGCCUUGAGCUCACUUUGUAGCCCAGGCUGGUCUCAUACUCCGCAAUGAUCUUCCCACCUCAGCCUCCCGAGUGCUGGGAUUAUAGGCGUGAGCCACCAUGCCUGGCUAGCAAGGGAUAAUUUCAAUUCUUUUGCAUUUACUUAAGCCUGUUGUUCUAUGAGUCAGUAUAUAGUCUAUUUUGGAGAAUGCCCCAUGUGCAGCUGAGAAGAAUGGUAUUCUGAUAUUGUGGGAAAACAUUGUAGGCAUCUAUAAGACCAUUUGCUCAAUAAUUUGAUUUAGUUGUCAUGUUUCAUUGAUUUUUUUGUCUAGUUGAUCUGUCUUUUUGCAACAGUGGUGUAUUGAGUUCUCCCAAUACAAUUGUAUUAGGCCUUAUUUGGUUUUUCAUGUCCAUUAGUAAUUGUUUCUAUAGCUGGGUGCAUGGUAUUUGUUGCAUACAUAUGAUUGUUGACUCUUCCUCUUGGAUUGUUCCCUUUACAAAGAUGUAGUGACCGUCUUUCUCUUAAUUAGUCUUAGCUUGAAAUUCACUUUGUCUGCAAAAAGAAUAGCUAUCCCUGCCUUUUUCUGUUGCAUGGAGUUUUGUUUUCCAUCCUUUGACUUUCAGUCUGUGAAUUUCCUUUUGAAUUAAAUGUGCUUCUUGUGUGCAGGUAUUGUUGGAUCUUGCUUCCUGAUCAGUUCUGCCAGCCUAUGUCUUUUGACUGGUGAAUUGAGAUCAUUAACAUUGAUGUUUAAAACUGAUAUGUAUUGACUAAUCCUUGUAAUGUUAUUUUCCUGUUGUUGGCUCCCCCCUUUUUUUCCCUUCCCUCUAAUUGCUUGCCUUUCCUGGUGAAGUCCUUUUGUUGGGGUUCAUGGAGCUGUAGUCUUUAUUAUCUCUUUCUAUAGUGUCCUUUAAAACAUUUUGGAGGGUUGGCUUGGUGGUCAUAAAUUUCAUCAGAUGUUCUUUGUCAUGGAAGUAUCUUAUCUUUCCAUCAGUUUUGAAAGACAGUUUUGCAGGAUACAUCAAUCUGGGUUUAACAUUGUUUUCCUUUAGAAUUUGGAGUACUUUACUCCAAGCUUUCCUUAACUUGAAAGUUUGUGUUGAGAAGUCAGCUGUGAUUCUGAUGGGCUUUCCUUUAUAGGUGAUUUGUUUCUUUUCCCUAACAGCUUUUAAGAUUCUAUUCUUGUGUUGAAUUUCUGGAAUCUUGACUAUGUUAUUGCAUACAUAUGAUUGCAAUAACAUAUGUAUUGCAUACAUAUGUUAUUGCAAUCAUAUGUAUGUAAUUUUUUUUAAUUAUUGCUUAGUGGAGUUCUAUAUGCCUCACUUAUUUGCAUGUUAAAUUCUUUUUCUCUACCAAGAAAGUUUUCUGUCACAAUGUCUGUGAACAUGUUUUUAAUGUCAUUUGUGCUAUUUCCUACUUGUUUAUUGACUCUGAUUAAUCUUAUGUUAUUUUUCUUUGUCUCAUCUAGCAGCUGAUGGAUUUAUUUCUCCUGGUCCCUUGCUAGUGUUGAGAAAUCUUUGUUUUCCUGCUCGCUAACUAAAAGUCUGUCUUUAAUAUCUGAGAUCCUGUCCUUAAAUUGGACUAAUCUGCUUUGAAUACUUGCAGUGGAGUUUUUAUUCUCCUGGAUAUCUGCUUGGAUCUGCUUUAUGAAUUCUUUGUUUCCUAUGCUGUGCUUCCAUAAUUUGCUUAAGCUCAUCUGUUUUGUUUUGUUUUUUGUCUGUGUCUGCUCUAACAUUGCUAAGCAUGGUGUGUAUUUUGGUAAUCUCUGUAAUUGAGAGAUUAUUUCUAAUUUCCUUUUUCUCCAGAGCCUUAUUCAGUUGCUUUGUUGUUACCACUUCAGAGAGACCUGGUGGGGGAUUUAUAGACUGUAACCACCUCAUUGCUCCUGGGUUUGCCUUUGGUGAACUGGAUGUCUGGGGUUUCAUCUUAAGUGUCUUUUCUUUUUUAGUUUAAUUCCUCGGGUGAUGCUUGUAAGACGCCUAUAGUGAGUUGCUUUAUUGAUGGUAUUUAGGACACUUAGGUGAUGAUUACUUCUCUGAGGUAUCUGCCAAAUGUAGCAAGUUUUUGGGUUUUGAGUCUAUUGGAAGAUCUUACCUCUUCAAUUUGUUGGAGAAAAGUUGUUGCUUGUUUGGCCUAGUCCUUGGUUCUUUGGCACUAUGCCAUAGUAUUUUCUGUGACUCUUAGUUAAUCUCAGUCAUGGAUUAUCAGGGCCAACAGCUGUUUAGAACAAUGAUGUCGAUUUUGGCGAUAGUGUUACCAAUAACAUCAAACAGCCUAUAAAACAAUAAGCUGUGCCAACCCUUAAUUUGCAACUUUUUACUCUACGAACUAGAUAUGUGAUUAUAUAACAAAAUAUAAAACAAACCAGAUAAUUAUAUGCAAUAUGUAAGUCCAUAAUGUAUCGAUUUUGCCCUCAGGGUUAAAAUUUAAAAUGGGUUAAGGAGAAAAUAGAGGAGUUGCAAAAGAGAGAUUAUAAGUAAGUUUGAAGGACAAAGAUGGGUCCCACCAACUUGGGGAAACUGGUGCAGAAGAUUAAAAGAAAAGAGAGGUGAAAGAGAUAAAAGGUAGAACAAAACAGAACUACAUCCACGAAGAGAAUAAUAACCACUGUCACACUCAUUAACCAAUUGAAGAGAAGGAAAAAUAAAAAACAAGCUAAAUAAAACAAAACAAACAAGAAAAAUGAAAACAAAAACAAAAUAAAUAGUCACUUUCAGGAUUCUGUCUGGGUUCACUAGUAGACAGCCUGUGGAGACAGAAUCCUGAAUCAUGCCAUUGUGUUCCAGAAAGCCAGCCAUUGCUUUAUGGUGGCGUAGUAGAUAAUCCUAGCAGGCUUGCCCCGAGACCAGAGUCAUUGGGCUUACCACAGUCCAAGCAGUUUCCAUGGGUCUGAGUCCAGCUAGGCACUGUUGGAAGAAGCUGGCAGCAGUUCUGGUUCUGGACUCUAAAAUGGCUCCUGGCCAAUCGCUAUCUCCCACAGGAGGACUCACCACCAGACAGUACAGUGCCAUUCCCUUCCACUGCCCCCAUCUCUUUGCAGAGGCCUCCCGGGUUGCCAGCAGACACCAUAACCAUGAGCCUAUGUCCCCAUGUUCCAAUAGCUCCUCUCGAGCAGUGAGUUCAGCUCCAGGUGAAGGCACCAUGAGUUACUGUCUUCUUUGUUGAAGUUUUUCUUUUUACACUGUCUGUGGGCUUCAGUUCACACGUCAGAUUCUUCCUAGGACCAGGGAACCUACUUCUUACCUUCUUCCCAAUGCUAUAUUGCAGCAUUGGAUGGUGACUCUCAGAGAAGCUGUUUUCUCUACUGCUUAUUGCUCCACCACCUUUACAGAAGUCAUGAAACACUUGGAGAAACUGGUGCAGAAGAUUAAAACUUAACAUUUUGUAAGUUAGUGCAAGAAGAUAAAGUACCUACAUGCCAUUGAUGGGGGCCUUUGUUUCGAUUAGCUAUUAUUCUGACUGGACUUAGGACUCCCUUGGUGCCCCACAACUACAGAUAUGCCUUAGUGUCUUUAUACUUACCAUGUGUUGCACUGAUAGUGGUAGAUUGGAAUUAAUUUAGAAUUCUAAUAACUUUUCCAUCGGAUUACAAAUAUAGAAAACUGGCUAGACCCAUUUGCUUUGCUUAAAGCCAGUUGAGAGAAUAAAGACAAACCUUAGCCAGCUCUGCAUAUAGUAAUACAUGGAAAUAGGGCCAUAUUUAGCCAAAAUGAAGACAAUUGUUCGUCUUUUAAGGACAGUUGUCCAGGUGUUCUUCCACAAAACUUGCAGUAAUUUUCCUGCCUCAGCCUCCCAAGUGCUGGGAUCACAGGUGUGCACCACUACACCCAACCGAAAGUCAGGUUCUAAACUAAGAGACUAUGCCUGAUGGCAUGACCUGCACACUCUCUCUCUUAUUGCUUCCAUUCUUUCCACACCUACUUACCAUUUCUCAGAUAUGCCACAUAUGCUAAGCACUGGUCAAUCUAGGGUCUUUGCAUCUUCUGUCCAUUUUGGUUGGCUUUUUUCUGAUACCUACAUGGCUUCUUUUACUUGUGUGUGUGUGUGGGGGGGAGCCCUGUGCUCAGAAAUCAGCUAACCUGAUUGCCCUCCUUGACCAUCCUAGGUAAAGUAGUGCCUCUCCCCCCAUGUGCUGUAUUCCCCUUUCGAUGCUUUUGCUUUGUAGCACUUAGUGCCACCCUUAUUUUUUCUGUGAUGUAUUUGCUCAUCAUCUACUGCCCCAUCCACCAUGCCCCACUGACAAGGUAAGCUCUGGGUAGUUUUUGAUAGUGUAUUCCAGUCAGUCGUGGUGUUCUGAAACUUUGUGCCAGCUUCUUGUUCCAUCUCCUCACUUUUUAGACACAUGGAUCAAUGCUCUGCUGCCAGUCUCCCACACAUGAAGAGUCAGCAGCUAACCUUACUGGACACUUAUGCAGGCCUAGGUACAUUGUGAAGAAUUUAAUAUACAUUUUCUCACUUGAUCCAAACAAUAGAAGGACAUAAGUACUAUUCUUAUUUUACUGAUGCACUGACACACAUAGGGCUCAAAGAGUGAUAUGAUGUAACUAUGACUGGCAUUCAAGGAAUCUGACACCACACCUGUGCUCUUAGCUACAAAUUUUGGGUGGCAAAAGCUUCAGUGAAUCACAGAUGAAGACAAAGAUAAAGAGGGCAGAGUAAUGAUGGCCCAAGAAAAUUAUGCAUAUGUUUAUUACCUCAUAUAUAUAAGUUGAUAACUUUUUCAUCAUAAAUUUAAACACUUUCAAUAGGUGCAAAUCUUGGCAAACUAACAUUUUAGGAUAAAACUAUUAAAUCACUUAUCUAAUGUAUUCAAUAUAACCUAUAUAUGAUAAUUAUAUUAAAGCAUGCAAAUGAACUGUUCAACUUUAUUAUUUUAUCUCUAAGUUAUGUUCUACUUUCAUGAAGUGUUAUUCAGGAAAAGAUGUUAUUCAGAAAUAUUUUGAUGUUUGAAAAUCUUUU
Cavia porcellus (domestic guinea pig) is the source of this 23485-nucleotide messenger RNA. RefSeq names its product transmembrane and coiled-coil domains 2 (gene Tmco2). NCBI's taxonomy places the organism in Eukaryota, Metazoa, Chordata, Mammalia, Rodentia, Caviidae. The record is from RefSeq and is a predicted model, not a curated record. Gene Ontology annotation, cellular component: nucleus. The transcript has 2 exons. The coding region runs from base 5250 to 5804 and encodes 184 amino acids.